Molecule: messenger RNA, 1234 nt
Organism: Phyllostomus hastatus (greater spear-nosed bat)
Lineage: Eukaryota; Metazoa; Chordata; Mammalia; Chiroptera; Phyllostomidae
Exons: 4
Coding region: 1-879 (292 amino acids)
Source: RefSeq, a predicted model, not a curated record
AUGCCCAGGAGUGAGGGUCGUUGGAGCCAGCUGGAUGCUGCCUACCACGAGGGCAUCAGGGGGCUGCUGGGGUCAAGAGGCUCCAGGGAGCUUCAUCAGGGUGCCCUGCCUCCCCAACUAGCUUCAGAGCUCUUCAAAUUCAUGGGCAGAUUCUCACAUCCUGACUUUUUCCCACAGUCCCCAGCACCAUGCAGACUCAGCGUCUCCAUGGAAAUCCAGGAACUCUGCCUUCAAACUGAGUCUGGGGCCCAACUGCUCCUCACCACCUCUGCUGCUGCACCCUGGUCUGAGCCCCGUUCUCUCUGCCUGGGUCCCAGUGACUGCACCCUGCUGGUGCCUGGUCCCGCUCCUGCCCCGGAGAGUCUGUCUCCACCCAGCAGCCUGAGAGAUCCUGCUGAAAUCAGGACCUGGAUCAAGAUCUGUUGUGUCUGUCAGUACUUUUCCACUCUGAAAAACCAGUCCCUCCGAGUGCUGCCCCUGAGAGUCAGGGGAAGCUGCCAAAAGGCUCAUGGGGGUGACUCCGUCAAGAGAGGAAGGAACUUGGAGGACCCUUCACCUUGUGUGUCUGCAGCCCGUCACCCACGCAGUGAAUUACUGGAACCAUUCUUUCUAUCCGGGGAUGCCUUGGAGACCAGCUGGUCCAGAGGCUGCAAACUGGCAGCCAAACACUGGAUGGGGCUCAGGGAACGGAUGGUUCUGUUUGGCCCUCAGCACGUUCUGAAAGCAGGUUCAGCGUGCCUGCGAGCAGUCGGGGGAGUGAAGUCCACAGAGCGCACCGCUCCACACUGCCCUGCUGCCAGCCGGAUUCAGAUACCUGCUUUCUUUGCGUGGACCUCUGUGUGGGCCAGCUGUGCACUUCACGGAGUCCCGCCGUGGUGAGUGCCUGCCCCCGUCUGCUGGGAGCGUGUCACCCUUCGCAGAGAGGAAUGCCGGGCCUGGGCCGACUGCAUGUGACACUCAUCUCGCCCCGCCCCUGGCCACAGCAUCGUACCUGUUUCUGCUCAUUCUGUUUUGUUGCUGUUGUUCUGGUUUUUGUUGUAAAUUUUAUGAUAUAACAUACAUGCCAAAAAUGCAGGUAAUCAGUGCACAGUUGGGUGGAUUUUCGAAGUGAACACGCCCAUGUAAGCACCGCCCAGACCCAGACAGAGAAUGUAAACAGGUCCCCUGUGUGCUCUCUUCCAGUCACUGCCACCCCCAAGGGUGACCAUUGUUCUGGCUCCUACUUUGUAUAAAU